AUGUCAGAGACACCUGAAGUCACAUCUCAGACACCUUUGUCGAUAUCUGAACUUUCAGAGGUGCCUGUGAUAGUACCUGAAACACCUGACAUACAUGAUGUCCAACUGCAACCUGCAGACUAUGACACCCCAACUCCUAUCUUGAAAGUGGAUGAUAUCACGGCUGUACUGAAUGACUUGACAACUACUAUUCAAAAGACUUUCUCCACCACAUUACAAAUCUUGCCACAGGACAUUUCCAAUGAUAUUUUAGAUGAAAACAAUAUGAUUGGAAAUGAAAUUGAUGACAUUGUGGUCAGACCCGUACGUCCUGUCGGAGACCAUGUUGUGGAGCUGAGUAUUAAGCUAAGAGGUGAAAGUUAUGAUGAUGCUCUGAGAGAUCCAUCAAGUCCCUACUAUCAACAUCUAUCGGAGCUGUUCAUUGAUAAUACUGAAGAGGUGUUUAAAAGGCUCCCGGGUUUCAAGAAAAUAUUUGUCCUUGAAUUCAGGCCACAGAAGGACAUUGAAGGAGGCCUGGCAGUGGUGGUGCACUACGCUGUGGUUCUUGAGGGCGAGGGUGCGGGAAUAAGUAAUGAGACUAUGGAUUACAUAAACUUGCAUUCCAACAUGGUUGAGAACUCCUUCACAGAUCCCGAUGAGCUUCCCACUGUGGUCUACACAAUCACAAACUUCGUAAACUACAUCACUAAUGCCCUACACAAGGAGAAUUUCAUCAGAAACACCACUCUGGAUGUGGACCCUGAUUCUUUGCAACUGGAAAAUGUGGAGACAUCGCUGCCUUCCAAACCAACAAGCAGACCGAUUGACUCCAGUGACAUGAUGGAUAAUGUUCUUGCAUCUGAGAAACCACCAGAUGUUCCUGGGCAGGAAUUAUCCAACAAUGACAUCUUCAUUACAAACAAUGGCUUCUUUGACCCUGAUCACACUUUUGAUCCCUGGAUGAAUAGACAAAGUAAGGACACAAAUGCAAAUGAUGUAAUCAUCUUUGAGGAAAGUACCACUCUGUCUCCCGCAGAAGUAUCUUUGAAGAAUUUGGAUAUUGAGCUUACCUCUAAAUCUGAGACCACAAGUAGUGCACCUGCUCCUGGUGCAGAAAACGAUGGUAUUCUUGAAGAGGAGGGAUUCUUACAGACUGCAGCUACAGUCAGUCCUAUCACAGGCACGAUAACUGUUGCCUUACCUACAGAAUCACCUCACGAGAUAGAAAAGACACCAGUUUCUCCAGUGGAACCUCCUGAUGUUGAGCUGACUACUCAGAGUGAUUUUAUAGAUCUGGGCUCGGGCUCAGGUUUCUCUGGGGAUUACCUAGGUCCUGACAUCUGGCCUUGGGUGUCAGGAACACCACAAGAAGUCUUGAUGGACGAUGAGGAUGAGGUACAGGUACACCAACCUCAGGAAGACCGGGGAACUAUAGAGGAACAGCUUGAGCCUCAAGACCUGCCACCUGAAGAGCCAUUCUUGGACAGGGUUCUUGUGACACAAGACAUUCGUACCCAUCCUCACUACACAACAACUGACCAAGCCCCAGUUUUCUUGACUAUGGAGACUUUGACUGUCGAGCUUUCUAUGCAGACCCAAGUAGCCCCUGAAGGAUAUGAUGACUAUUUUCCAGAUGAAUCUACCACUAUGGCCACACAUGUGACCAAUCGACCCUUGUUACAUGUCUAUACUUCAGCAGAAGCUCAAGAUGUGGGUUCAUCACAAAGUCCUGAUACAGUCAGUUCACCUACUGAUAAAGACUAUACAGAACGACUUGUUAUGCCCACUGUGAUCCCACCAAGCACAGCAGUAGCUACGGAUGAGUAUACUUCAACAGACAGCAAACAGAAUCAGGAAACUGUGGGUGCACCAGUUGUAACGCUGGCCUCCACAACAAAGUCAAAUAAAAUCCCUUCAUCCACGCAGUUACCUGUAAUCCUAGACAUUGAUACAGUUUCUGUGGAAGGUCCUACCACUUAUUCAGAAGCUGUUGAGCAUCCUGUAACCCAAGGUACCACAGAGUUACCUGCACUCGUAUGGCCAGAGGUGGAAGAAUCACAUGAAGAAGUCAAGAUUCUAGAUGAGGAGAUGGAAAGCAUCAAGCUUGUGCCUACAGAAAGCCGAGUUACUGAACUGUCAGAAGAUGAUUUAGUUAGGGAUGAGAUCUUGGUCGCAACAACAGCCUCAACAUCAAUAGCCACUGAUAGACCAAGUUUAGAUCAUUCAGCUUCCCUGUCUCCUGAGAAGGACUCUCCGUUUACUCGGAUAUCACAUUCAUCAAUAGAUGAGGAUGAACCUGUACCAGAAUCAACCACAGAACCUCUACCUACCCAAUCAUCCACUCAUUCGGCUCUUCAAGAGACGACUCCAGAGACUCCAACUGUUGCGGUGCACACUUAUGUUGCAACUGUUUCAGAGAAUCCUGUUUUAUCAGAGAAUGUUGACGAUGGGGAUUCAACUACAAUAUUUCAGUCAUCCACAAUUUCUUUCAUUCCAGAUGUUUCAGAACAUUUGGAGACUGUUAGUUCCACCACUGUACCAUCAUUUUAUAAACCAACAUUUAGACCUACCGACAAGAUAGUUAAUCUUGGAGAAACUUUAGACAACUCAGUACAAGAACACACAGUAGGGUCAAAAUCUGACAUCAUCCUACCUCCGAAACUAGUAGGUUCGGACAGUACUACUAUGAAAGUUCCUCCUCCAGUUAACCCCAAUGUAACAGAAUUUGAAGUUUCAUUCGACAUCUUCCCAUUUGAUGGGCCAAGCCAUGGUGAAGAUGAUGGUAGUGGCUUCGCUCAUGGGACAGACUUGGCAAGUAUUGCCUUGCCAGCCAGUCCUGGAAGGGCAUUAAUAGUGUUUUUCAGCCUCAGGGUCACCAACAUGAUGUUUUCUGAAGAUCUGUUCAACAAGAGCUCUACUGAAUACAAGGCUCUUGAACAGAGAUUUCUGGAGCUGCUCGUACCAUAUCUACAAUCCAACCUCAGCAACUUCCAGAAUUUAGAGAUCUUGAACUUCAGGAAUGGCAGCAUUGUGGUAAACAGCAGGAUGAAGUUUGGCAAGCCAGUUCCCCAUGGCGUGACAACAGCAGUGUACCUGAUCUUAGAAGACUUCUGUAAUACUGCGUACCAAACAAUGAAUCUUGCAAUAGACAAGUAUUCAUUGGAUGUUGAAUCAGGUGAUCAGGCUGAUCCGUGUAAGUUCCAAGCGUGUAAUGAGUUCUCCCAGUGUUUAGUCAACCGCUGGUCAGGCGAGGCAGAGUGCGUUUGUAAGGCUGGCUAUUUUAGCGUGGACGGGCUGCCAUGUCAGAGUAUCUGUGACAUACAGGAAGACUUCUGCCAGAAUGAUGGGAAAUGUGACAUCAUACCUGGCAAGGGAGCCAUCUGCAGGUGUCGAGUCGGGGAAAACUGGUGGUAUCGAGGCGAACAUUGUGAGGAGUAUGUGUCAGAACCGCUGGUGGUUGGCAUCGCCAUCGCCUCGGUUGCGGGGUUCCUCCUUGUGGCGUCGGGCGUGAUCUUUUUCCUCGCCAGAACUCUGCGAGACCAGUAUGACACGGAUGAUUCAGAAGACCCUUUACGAUAUGCAGAGAAUGUGCCAUCUCUAGAAAGAGCUACUAAGUACAAUCCCAUGUUUGAAAGCGAAGCAACUGCGGGCUAUAAUCAGUACUACCGCCGUUACCCAGAAACCCCUGCGUAUAGCACCGGCAGUGCUGAGAUCUCCACGGACUUCAGCAGCGAGGAAAUACGACACAUUUAUGAGAACAGUGAACUUACGAAAGAGGAAAUCCAGGACCGUAUUCGAAUUAUCGAGCUGUAUGCCAAGGACCGCCAGUUUGCAGAUUUUGUCCGACAGCAUCAAGUAGCGUUUGACGCUAGACGAGAGAGCUCUUCUAAUUAGAGUGGCAAACCAGGUUGCAAACUGCUAAACCCAAGACACUUGCCUUUUUUCAUGAAUGGAAGAAGAAGUCCUCUUUUGCCAUGGUGGACUUUGCAGGAAGGUAGUUUGUGAAGAAAGUAAAUGGACUAAAGAUUUGAUUUUAUUAUUAUGGAGAGGUGUGCAGCCAUCACAAUGAUGGAUGGACAGAUUGUGAUCUAAUGUAGAAAAGCAAUGUAUUUGUGAUUAUGUUUACUGUUUUUACUAAUGGGCUGAUUUAUUACUGCAGUGUCAAGGCCAUAUUUAUUCACACUUUAGUAACGCAUACAGUAUCUGUGUCAUGUGACUACACCAGAUAACACAACUAUACGUCCGGGCAUCAUGUUGGUUCCUCUCUUUUUAUAAUGGAAAGCCUGUAUUUCUUUCUUAUGGUUUUUCAUUUGUCAGUGCCUUUACUUUGAUUCUUACUCUUUGUUUUUAUUUGCAAUGUGAGACAUAAUUUCUUGUGUCUUGUAACAUGGACUGACUGAAGAGAGAACGUUUCGCAAUAGAUAUACUAUUUUAAUGAAUACAUAGAAGAGUAGUUCCAUAUUUAUGUUUGCAGCUUAAACAUUUAACGUAUUUAUUUGGCCCUCGUGGCUGAUUUUUUGCGAAGACACAGCUUUAUUGAUUAAGGAUUUUCAUUAUACAUAAUUGAUUUCAACUUUCCAGUGUUUCUUUUAGGGAUGUGUUUUGUGUUUAGUUACUCACCUGGUUAAUUUUUCUACUUUUGUAAAACACUUGCCACGCACACAAGUGUAUUAAAUGUAUUUAUUCUAAAUGUUAACUUCCAUUAUCACAACAGAUUGUUCUAUUUAUGUAUAUUUUUAAUUUUAUUGAUUUCCACAAUGAUUUUCAUGGUGGUCACAGCACAAGUUCUAUUUUUUCGAAUAAAGAAUAGUGCACAAUGA
This is a messenger RNA of Ctenopharyngodon idella (grass carp), 4799 nucleotides long. RefSeq names its product interphotoreceptor matrix proteoglycan 2b (gene impg2b). The coding region runs from base 1 to 3873 and encodes 1290 amino acids. The transcript has 15 exons. NCBI's taxonomy places the organism in Eukaryota, Metazoa, Chordata, Actinopteri, Cypriniformes, Xenocyprididae. Gene Ontology annotation, molecular function: heparin binding; hyaluronic acid binding. Gene Ontology annotation, biological process: visual perception. The record is from RefSeq and is a predicted model, not a curated record.